Molecule: messenger RNA, 999 nt
Organism: Cooperia oncophora
Lineage: Eukaryota; Metazoa; Nematoda; Chromadorea; Rhabditida; Trichostrongylidae
Source: the annotation of a GenBank genome assembly
AUGACGGUUAGGGUUGGCAAUCGCAGUUACAUAUUUCUGAUCGCCAUUUAUUCAAGUGGUGUGCCACAAGGAGGAGCACUUUCACCAUUACUGUUCUUGAUUUACACAUUGGACCUGCCGAAAAUUCUCAAGGUUCAUCCCAGUAUUGAGGUUAAAAUGUUUGCUGAUGAUAUCAGAAUCUAUUGUGUUUACGACAGUCAUGAGCAACCAGUAAGACACAAAAUGCUAAGCUUAUCCAUCGAGAAGAUGGUGAGUUGGUCCACAGACUGGGAACUCCCCCUCAAUUUGGAAAAAACUGUACAUCUCCAUCUGGGACCCUGCCCACCCAUCCCGUAUCAAGUUGAUGGAACAUUUAUAAAGUUAGAAUGCUCUGUCAAGGACCUGGGGAUUCUUUUUGAUGUACGGCUGGCAUUUGAUGAGCACAUUGAGAUGGUCGUGAAAAAGGCCAUUAGGUGUCUUUUCCUGGUAUUAAGGAAUGUGCAAUGUAACGACCCCAGUCUCCUUGUCAGGCUGUACAACAUUUACAUCCGGCCUCAUCUAGAGUAUGGAUCCAUUGUGUGGAGUCCCUGGAUGAAAAAACACGAGAACAGGUUGGAAAGAGUGCAAAAAACGUUUACAAGGCUCGCGUUCUACAGGUGUUUUCCUAAUUCGGAAUACCCCCAGGCACUUCCAGUCUACCAAGAUCGCCUGAGAGCGCUGAAUAUGAGGAGUCUGAAAUACCGAAGAAUUUUUAGCGACCUUAGAGAGAUAAAAUUGGCAGCCAGCAAAUACUGGAUUUUCCGACCGUACAGGAGGGUUGAGUGUGGAAUCACAAUCCAUUACAAGAAAUUAGAGCGACAUCGUUUUAAUGUUGUGUUUCAUUCUUUCUUUUUCCGAGCGGCCAGGUGGUUGCGCAUGCUACCCCAUGAUAUGCUUUCCUGUAGUAAUUCGAAGGAGUUCAAAGCACGUUUGAAAAAAUCUGAUAUUUUCAGAAUUCUGAAAGUUGAGGAUGUACGGUAG